This is a messenger RNA of Lepus europaeus (European hare), 2412 nucleotides long. RefSeq lists its product as uncharacterized. Gene Ontology annotation, biological process: G protein-coupled receptor signaling pathway. The record is from RefSeq and is a predicted model, not a curated record. Gene Ontology annotation, molecular function: pheromone receptor activity. Gene Ontology annotation, cellular component: membrane. NCBI's taxonomy places the organism in Eukaryota, Metazoa, Chordata, Mammalia, Lagomorpha, Leporidae.
AUGGCCUCGAGGGACCUGGCCCUAGGAGUAGUCUUUCUAGUACAGACGCUGGCUGGGAUUCUGGGGAAUUCCUCUCUUCUUCUCCAUUAUCUCAUCCUUUAUUUCACAGGAUGCAAGUUUAGGCUCACAGAUCUGAUUCUCAAACACCUGACUGUAGCCAAUGCCUUGGUCAUUCUCUCGAAAGGAGUCCCCCAAACCAUGGUAGCCUUGGGGAUGAAGCAGUUCCUCGAUGAUACUGGAUGCAAACUUGUGUUCUAUGUGCACAGAGUGAGCAGGGAUGUGUCCAUUGGCAGCACCUGCCUCCUGAGUGUCUUCCAGGCCAUCACCAUCAGUCCUACCUGCUCCAGGUGGAUCAAAUGUAAAGUAAAAGCUCCCAAGUAUGUUGGCCCCUCCACUAUUCUCUGCUGGAUUCUGAACAUGAUACUUAAUGUCAUGGUACCUAUGCAUGUCACUGGCAAAUGGCAAAACAGUAAUAUCACAAGUAAAAUGGAUUAUGACUACUGUUCUGCUAUUUCUCAUGGGAAAUUCACAGUCUCACUGCACAUAGCACUGAUGUUAUUCCGUGAUGUUGUCUUUGUAGGGCUCAUGCUCUGGGCCAGCAGCUUCAUGGUUUUCAUCCUGUACAGGCACAAGCAGCAGGUCCAAUAUAUACAAGCUCUCUCCCACAGAUCUUCUCCAGGGUCCAGGGCCACACAAAGCAUCCUUGUCCUGGUGAGCACCUUUGUAUUGCUGUGCAGCCUGUCCUCCAUUCUACAAUUUUGUUUAGCGUUUUUCAGUAUUCACAAAAUGUGGCUGGUGAAAGCUUCUGCACUGAUAGCUGGGUGUUUCCCAACCGUCACCCCUUACAUUCUCAUGAGUUAUGACUCCAGGAGAACUAGUAGUCAUCUGCAUGUAGAUGAAUACAAACUGGACUGGAAUUGCUCAUUUAUCUGCAUGUUGUCAGAGUUUCCAGAGUUCAAGGGACUGUUGCCUCUUGAAAACACAUAUGGUCCCGAGUGUAAACGGCACAGGCUGGGGUUCUUGCUUCAGCUGCCUCCAGCCCACCCAGUGCUGACUGUGGUGACCUUGUUGCCAACACUUGUCCUGGAGGCUGAAAGAAACUGGUUAUUUUCUAAGUCGGUGCGAAGGAGGAAAGCUGUAAGCAAAGAGGUGUCUCUGGAGUCUGGGAAUCUCAGGAUCAGAGACAAUAAUCAGGCACUGGGAGCUGAUGGGAUGGAAACCAGAGACUUGACAACGGGGAUGAUCUACUUAUCACAGAACAUUACAGGAAUCCUGGGGAAUUUCUCUCUUCUUUCCCAUUAUCUCUAUCUCUACUUCACAGGAUGCAAGUUUAGGUCCACAGAUUUGAUCAUCAAACACCUGACUGUAGCCAACUGCUUAGUAAUUCUCUGUAGAGGAGUUCCCCAAACCAUGGCAGCUUUGGGGAUGAAGCAUUUCCUCAGUGACACAGGGUGCAAGCUUGUGUUCUAUGUGCACAGAGUGGGCAGGGAUGUAUCCAUUAGCAGCACCUGCCUCCUGAGUAUCUCCCAGGCUGUCACCAUCAGUCCCAGGAAUACACAGUGUGCUGAGCUCAGAAAGGCUCACAAGUACAUUGGCUCCUCCAUUAAAUUCUUCUGGGUGGUCCAUCUGAUACUAAAUGUCAUGGUGCCCAUGUUUGUGACUUCCACGAACAGGAGUGACAAAAACAUCACAAAGAACACUGAUUAUGGACACUGUUAUUCUUUCAAAAGAGACAGAUCCUCAGAGUCCCUGUAUGUUGCACUGCUCUUAUUACGAGAUAUUUUCUUUGUGGCACUCAUGGUAUGGGCAAGUAGCUCCAUGGUUUUCACCCUGUACAGGCACAAGCAGCAGGUCCAAUACAUCCGUGGGACCAAUGUCAUCUCCAGGUCCUCCCCAGAGUCCAGAGCCACCCACAGCAUCCUCAUCCUGGUGAGCACCUUUGUGUCUUUGAGCACUCUCUCCUCCAUCUUUCACAUUUGUUUACUGUUAAGCAAUCCCAGUGUGUGGCUGGUGAACACCUCUGCACUAAUCGCUGGCAGUUUCCCCACUGUGAGCCCCUACAUUCUCAUGAGCUACGACUCCAGGGAGCAUUCUCCUCAUUGCUCUGCUCAUUACAUGAAUGAUGCUGAGCUUACUGGUCUGAAGUUUGGGAAGGAACAAACUCUGGGGUAUACAGAAAUAUUUUGUGCAUCCAGGGGACACAGGAGCUUCACUGCCCAUCCUGCCAACAUCAGACUCAGGAUCUCCUGCUCCCUCCUGGUCAGACCCUGUCUGCUCUGGGGAGUUGACAAAAGACAGAAUCAGUCUACAGAUGAAAAGAUAAUUGCAGUUCAGCAGGGAGGUGAGGUCACAGACACAAAUGCACUUCUAGUGCUCCAGCUGCCUCCAACCCACUCCUUACAACUGUGGUGA